AUGUCCUACUAUUCACGUUCACCUCCGCCACUUCAGCACCCAGUUCCGACUCAUCCAGCUUUUAUACCAGAACCGCCUUCAACGCCAGCUUCACCUCAAGGUUACCAGCGCUUCGUUAGUUCACCACCACCAAACCAACAAUAUGCCGCACGAACUCAAUACAAUCCUCCUCCAUUUCAACCAAUCCCAAAUCCUCAACACCAACACAUUCCCGACUUCGCGGCAUGGGGUAUGAACGACACUACCGCUCAAUUUGGAAUGCACUUAGGUCAAACAGCUGUUGCUGCAGGUCAAGACUAUGUCCAAAAGAAUUUCGCCGGCAUGAUACCAGUCACGAUGCUCAAACACCAUUUUAACGUCUCAAAUUCCUACGUCAUGCACAAACUCCAGCUCGUCAUAUUCCCUUGGCGACAUAAACCCUGGACACGAAAAGUCCGUCGUACAGAGGCUGGUCACACAGAAUGGCAGCCUCCUCGCGAUGAUAUCAAUAGUCCCGAUUUAUACAUUCCCCUCAUGGCACUAGUCACCUACAUUCUCAUAGCAGCACUUCAAACAGGUCUACAAGAACGAUUCCACCCCCAAAUCCUCGGCACAAGUGCAACACGCGCUCUCCUUGUCGUCCUCCUCGACUUUCUCUUCGUUCAGUGUGGGUGCUACCUCCUCAAUGUCCAAGGCACGGGUCAGGUGGUAGAUUUGAUCGCUUAUGGCGGGUACAAGUUUGUCGGCGUCAUCCUUACGCUCUUCGCGGGUCUUCUCAAUCCAGGCACAAUGAUAUACACAGUCGUAUUUUUUUACGCAUUCGCUGCAAAUGCGUUAUUCGUUCUCCGCUCCCUUCGCUCAGUAGUCCUUCCAGACUCGCCCGCCAAUGUAGGCACUGUCAAUCCCGCAUCUAGAAAACGCCGCAUUACAUUCUUAUUCCUGGAGGCUGUUUUGCAAGUCGUCUAUAUGGGUAUCUUGGUAAGGGUAUGA
Molecule: messenger RNA, 969 nt
Organism: Suillus bovinus
Lineage: Eukaryota; Fungi; Basidiomycota; Agaricomycetes; Boletales; Suillaceae
Product: YIF1-domain-containing protein
Exons: 5
Coding region: 1-969 (322 amino acids)
Biological process (GO): endoplasmic reticulum to Golgi vesicle-mediated transport
Cellular component (GO): COPII-coated ER to Golgi transport vesicle; endoplasmic reticulum membrane; Golgi membrane
Source: RefSeq, a predicted model, not a curated record